This is a messenger RNA of Didymodactylos carnosus, 489 nucleotides long. The record is from the annotation of a GenBank genome assembly. NCBI's taxonomy places the organism in Eukaryota, Metazoa, Rotifera, Eurotatoria, Philodinida, Philodinidae.
AUGCCAUCGAUAUGUGAAAAACCACGUAUACCAUAUAUUCAUACAAACUUCGAUAUUCAGCAAUAUACAACUCAAUAUGAACUUCAAUCAGAAAGAAAGUGUUUGUUUUUCUUAAAUGUGAUCAAUCCGUACAAAGAUGAAUAUGGCACUAAUGAUUCCCUCCAUCAAACAAUUGUUAAUAUAUUAUUAAAACAUUUAAAAAUGACAAUCAAAGAUCAAUAUAAUGCGUGGCCAAUGUAUAAUGUUGCUUGUUCGUCAUUAACAUUGAAAUAUCUUUACACGACAAAUGAAUUAAAUUUUCAAUAUUAUCCUUCCGAUAUUAUUUGUAAAGAGUAUGCUCAUCUACAUGGAAUUUGUUGGUCAACUGUUAAACAAGAUAAAUCACUUUAUGAUAAAAUGAAAGAAUAUUUGAAUAAUUUUCGUCAUGAAAUUAUUGAUUUACUGAAUGAAAAUAAAAUGAUGGUAUUAAUGGAAGAAGAAUUUAAAUGA